Cylindrotheca closterium is the source of this 2478-nucleotide messenger RNA. NCBI's taxonomy places the organism in Eukaryota, Bacillariophyta, Bacillariophyceae, Bacillariales, Bacillariaceae. The record is from the annotation of a GenBank genome assembly.
AUGAAGCUAUCGUCUCUUGCAUUGAGCUCGCUCGUUGGAAGCUUCUGCUUCUUCUACACUUCUGGCCACAUGGCAGACCCCACUCCUUUCGAUCUUUAUGAUGAGAAUGGUCAGCCUUUGGGUAAGUUUCAAUUGAAGGGUGGUGACAUCAACAGUUGGAUUGUUGAUGGAGAUGGGUACACCGUGUGCCACAAGGAUGAUGCCGGAAGAUCGGGAGCUCACCACAGCCGCCAUCUCAGCCGAGAACAUGCUGAAAAGAUGCGCGCUCUACAUCAAACAAGAUCCCACGAACGAAAUGGUGUGACUACGGAGACAGUCCGCGCUGAAGACCGUGGAGAAGUGCUUGGAUAUGGCAAAGAUGGUGAAUUCGUGUACUUCUACUGCACAAGGCUCAAGGGUGGAAACAUUACUGCUGACUUGGAUCUUCCAGUCGCAACUACAGACCCCACCGAAAUUGAGUACCUGGAACCAAACAUCCACAAGUCGUUGCACGUUGCAGCUAUGGAAGCUGGAGUGUACGGUGAAUGCUCGCUCAACACAGGCGGAGUUUGUGAGCCUGAUGACACGAGAGAUCGUCUGCUUCGUGGUCGUGAACUGUCUGGGCUCAAGGAAGGAACGGUCCGCAACUUGGUCAUCCCUAUCAAGUUCGUUGGACAUGAAAAGCAGGCACUCCCAUCGAAAAGCGAUCUCGAGGUCCUGAUGAAUGCCAUGGAACCAGACGCUACCAGGGCACCAACUGGCGGUGUGAAGAAGGUCUUCCAUGACAACUCGGGAGGAAAGCUCACCUUGGAAUCGACAGUUCUUGACUGGGUUCAGUUGGAUGGCAGUACAGGUGGUUACUCUCAUACUGAGGAUUACUGUACUGGAUCCUUUGAUAAAACGACCAAAGGCCAAGGGAAGGGAGCUACAUACCUACACGACUGUUUGGUCGAAGCGUUGAACAAGAUUGAUAGUUUCGUUGACUUCAAACAAUUCGAUAGUGAUAAUAACAACAAGAUCGACGCCAUUACGUUCAUCCAUUCGAGCUAUUGUUCCACCGCUUGUGGCAGUGCAAGGGACAAGAUUUGGUCUCACCAGUGGGGGCUGAAUGGUAAACAGUGGACAAGCGCGGAGGGCGUUGUUGUUAACGCAUACCAUAUCAAUCCAGGAUUGAUUGGUUGUUCGGGAAGUAAGAUUGGAACCAUCGCCACCAUUGCACACGAGACUGGACACUUUUUGGGCUUGCCCGAUCUGUACGAUAGAAAUGGAGGUGGAAAUGGCGUCGGUGCCUGGAGUUUGAUGGCAUCGAGUGAUGGUUUUGGUGGUACGAAAACAUACCCUCCCAUGCUAGACCCGUGGUCCAAACUAAAGUUGGGCUGGGGAACAGCCACCGAGCUUUCGUCAUCGCAAAACAAGGUGGUGUUGCAACCUUCCGCCACAAACCACAAGUAUUAUAAGAUCAGCAAGGGGUUUGCAGCAGGAGAGUAUCUUCUCAUUGAGAAUCGCCAGAAGAAGUCCUUUGAUUCGAAAAUCCCAGAGGCUGGGCUCAUGAUUUGGCACAUCGAUGAAGACAAAAGUGGCGACCAGAAUGAUGACGAAGGGCAUCCUGGGCAACCAGAUUGGCCUAGCAACGGCAGACACUAUCAUGUCGCUUUGAUGCAAGCUGACGGAGAGUACAAGUUCGAGAAGCAGAAUUCUGGUAAUGGAGAUAAAGGUGAUAUGUAUGGACAAUGCCUUGGGGGUGGAACGUUUGGUCCUUCCACCACUCCCAACUCCAAAGGUUAUCAAGGUGGUCACGUCAAAGAUACUGGUAUCACAAUCACCAAUAUCUACCAACAGGGAGAUGACAUGGUCUUUGAUGUUUGCUUUGGAGAUUGUGCCUCGGGUUCUGCGGCACCGCCUACUCGUGAAUGCUGCAAAGAUCUGAAAGAUUACAAAAUGUGGGUGAAGGUGGGUGCAACGAAUCAAUAUUACUCAUACACAUGCGACGAGAUUAUGAGCAGAGAUAUGUGUGAUUCUACGAAUGGAGGCGAACCAAACACAGGUUUCCAGACGACAAAGCCCAAGGAUGCAUGCUGUGGAUGCAAGGGCGGUCGCUUUGCCUCACCUGGUGCCACCCCUGCUCCGAUUACUCUCCCCCCAACUGCUGCUCCUGCUCCUGGCUCUACCUGCAAGGAUGUUGCAGGGUACGAACUAUGGGAGAAAACUGUUGGUACUAACUAUGACACAUACACAUGCAAAACCGCUUUGGUCCUAGGCAAGUGCGAUUCGACCAGUGGAGGCAAACCAAACACACCCCUUGCCACCAAAACGCCGAAGGAGGCAUGCUGUGGAUGCAACGGCAGCUGCAAGGAUGAUACUGCAUGGAAGGACAAGGGCAAUGAUACAUGUGCCGGGUAUACGAAGUCACCAAGUUGGUGUGUUCAAGCUGAAAAGUUUAAGAACGCUGCUGGUGUUUCUGCAAAGCACGCUUGCUGCAUCUGCAAACUCUAUUAUUAA